UGAAUGUGUGUUUACCAUUGUUCCGCAGGUGUGUUCUAUCUGGAUGCCCGUUGACCCCGUUCCCAUGGAGACGUGUGUGCAGUUCGUGCGCGGGUCGCAAGGCUGGGGCUGGUUCUACCCCAGGAAGUUCGCCACCACGCUCAACUACAGUCUGACGGGGGCCGACACAGGCAGCAAGACUUUCCGGGAUGUCCCGGAUAUAGACGGGGACAGGGACAAGUACGAUAUUCUCACCUGGGACGUGCAGCCCGGAGACUGUAUCGUGUUCCACAUGAAGACCCUACACGGCGCGCCCGCCAACCCGUCCCUGUCUCUGCGCAGGCGCGUGGUCUCCACACGGUGGGUGGGGGAUGACGCCGUGCUGGCCGAGAGGCCGUGGGAAGUCUCUCCGCCAAUCACAGGAGGUCUUACGUACGGCGACAAGAUGGCGUGCGACACCUUCCCGCUCAUUUGGAAGAGAGACUGAGACUGACAAACUUUCUAUCACUACGUCAUCUCCAAGCAGAUGUUUGAAGUAAUGCCGUCGUUCCGUAAUUUUUAUUGCAACAAUUGAUGAGAAGACGUGAUGACGACACACUCAUGCCCAUAGCUUAUGUUCAUGUCGUCGUCAAAACAACGGACAUUACAAAAGUAUACAGUGUAUCUCCAAGCAGAUGUUGGGAGUGAGGAUCAAAAUGCCGUCGUUCCGUAUCUUUUUAUUGCAACAUUUAAUGACAGGACGUGAUGCCAACAAAACAAAAGGGCAUCAUAAAGGUACAUUGAAACAAAAGCAGACACACAAAGCGCUAGAAUGACUAAAUUUGAGAUAAAAGUGAUACUUACAAGAUUUGUUGAUAGGGUAUGUAACAAAAACGAUAUUUGUAUACAAGUAUAUUUAUAUGCAGGUCUCGUAUUUUAUUGAUUUUUUAGUGUUUAACUUGAUUAUAACAAAUAGCUAUGAUAAUUCCGAAAUAUUGAUAACAAUAAAACAACUCUCCAAGGGUGGCCAGUGUAGCACUGUUAGACUGCGUGUAAGAGUCACCAUUAUGUACACCUGCCCUUAUAUGGAAUAUCUGCUGUAAG
Messenger RNA from Branchiostoma floridae (Florida lancelet), 1062 nucleotides. RefSeq lists its product as uncharacterized. The transcript is spliced from 3 exons. Bases 44 to 466 code for a protein of 140 amino acids. NCBI's taxonomy places the organism in Eukaryota, Metazoa, Chordata, Leptocardii, Amphioxiformes, Branchiostomatidae. The record is from RefSeq and is a predicted model, not a curated record.